UAAGGUUAGGGGUAAGAUCAGAAUCCUGUAUAAUCUUGCAUGUACUGAAAUUCUGAGAGUCAGAGGGAGAAGGAUUAAAACUCCAAUUCCUAGCAUCAACAGAUAACAUGGUGGGCAUACCCAGUAAGAAUCUCGUUCAUAUAAACAGCCUAUAGGGAUUUUGAGAAUAGAUUGUUGCUCAUACUGACAGAAAAUGUUUCUAACAAUAUCAAUUUUCCUUUUUAUACAUAAGAAUCCCUUGAGGAUCACGUUGCUGUUAGGCAUACUUGGCAUUUGCCUUGUUACCUUUAACAAAUUUCAACUGCUGCCAUGAAGUAUCGAACCAAGGACCUCUAGGAAUUCUUCUAAACUGCAUUCCAGUAACCCAGAGGUCAUCGGCUUCUGAAAUUAAGCUUUUCCUUCUUAAUUUUGAGGCGACGAACAAAUGUAUAUUUUUUUUGUAUAAAUAAAAGAAAAGAAAAAGAAAGUAGCUGAUCCAGUGGCAUAUGGUGCAAAUUCAACUGCUGCGACUAGCUAGGUAAUCAAAAUCAAUCAAUCGCUAUCUGAGCUUUUGAUCAGAUAUAUUCUCCAAAUUCCUUGAACGCGAUCAUCGACCAUGGCUGCAAAUGAAGAUUUUGCUCCAAAGAAGAAAAAAGAACCUACUGAAAGCGAUAAAAGGAGAAAAAAAAUUGUUCCUGGGAGUCUUAUGAAAGCUGAGAUGAGACCAGGAGGAGGUGAUGCUAAACCAUCAGAUGAUGACCAGGUCAUUUACCAUUGCACUGUUAGAACAUUAGAUGGAGUCGUUGUACAGUCUAGUAAAUUAGAAUAUGGAGGAAAGGGUACUCCAAUAAGACAAGUUUUGGGCAAAAGUAAGAUGCUGUUGGGGUUGUUGGAAGGGCUUACCACAAUGCUGAAGGGCGAAGUGGCUAUGUUCAAGAUGAAACCUGAAGUGCACUAUGGUGAGGAUGUCUGUCCAGUUUCACCUCCAAGUAGCUUCCCGAAAGAAGAUGAACUUCAUUUUGAAAUUGAGAUGAUGAACUUUUCCAAAGUCAAGGUUGUCAGCGAAGAUUUGGGUAUUAUAAAACAGGUAAUAAAUGAAGGACAGGGUUGGGAAUCGCCAAGGGAACCCUAUGAAGUAAAAGCUAGGAUUUCUGCAAAGACAGGUGACGGGAAAGUAAUUCUUUCAUGCCCACAAGGAGAACCAUAUUUCUUUACAUUUGGGAAAUCUGAGGUACCUAAAGGUCUUGAGAUGGCGAUAGGAACAAUGACACGGGAAGAGAAAGCAGUAAUAUAUGUCACUAGUGAGUAUUUGACUGAGUCUCCUCUCAUGUCUGUGGCUGAAGGUUGUGACGAAGUUCAUUUUGAGGUGGAGCUUGUCCAUUUCACUCAGGUGCGGGACAUGCUUGGAGAUGGACGCCUGAUAAAGCGUCGGCUUUGUGAUGGAAGAGGUGAGUUUCCGAUGGAUUGCCCUCUUCAUGACAGUCUACUGCGAGUCCAUUACAAGGGGAUGCUUCUUGACGAGGAAAACAAAGUCUUCUAUGAUACAAGAGUUGAUAAUGAUGGUCAACCUUUGGAGUUCAGUUCUGGAGAAGGGCUUGUACCUGAAGGAUUUGAAAUGUGUGUUCGUUUAAUGCUCCCGGGAGAGAUUGCUCUUGUCACAUGCCCUCCUGAUUAUGCAUACGACAAGUUCCAGAGGCCAGCUAAUGUUCCUGAAGGUGCUCAUAUUCAAUGGGAAAUUGAGCUACUUGGUUUUGAGAUGCCAAAGGACUGGACUGGUAUGGAUUUUCCAACUAUUAUGGGUGAAGCAGAGAAGAUUAGAAACACAGGAAACAGGCUCUACAAAGAAGGAAAGUUUGAACUUGCUAAGGCGAAAUAUGAGAAGGUACUUAGGGAAUUUAAUCAUGUUAAUCCUCAAGAUGAUGAGGAAGGGAAGGUUUUUGUAGAUACAAGAAAUCUGUUAAAUCUGAACUUGGCUGCGUGUUACCUCAAAAUGGGAGAAUGCAAAAAGUCUAUUGAGUAUUGCAAUAAGGUUUUGGAUGCAAAUCCUGCACAUGCCAAGGCUCUUUACCGGCGGGGAAUGGCCUACAUGACAGACGGAGAUUUUGAGGAAGCAAGACGUGAUUUUGAAAUGAUGAUGAAAGGUGACAAGUCAUCUGAAGCUGAUGCAAUGGCAGCACUUCAAAAACUGAAGCAGAAGAAGCAGGAAGUUGAGAGGAAGGUGCGCAAGCAAUUUAAAGGAUUAUUUGACAAGAAGCCAGGAGAAAUUGCAGAUGCUGGAAUUCACGGCACAGAAGAAAGGACUGUAAGUGAAAAUCAGAAGAAAGAUGAUCAGGAGGAUUCGGAUAGGAUUGAGGAAGAGGCCUUGCUUCAAGAUGCAGCCAAUGCACCUAGAGGAGGCUGGUUCUCCCACUUGUGGCCUACUGGUCGAAGACUGUUUUCGGCUCUGGGGUUUCAAAGAUGUACCAUAUUGUAACAUUGAUUCUCGUCGUGGUUAGGCAUCCCCAGCUUGUUACACCUGGGGAUUGGCUAUAUUUCCACAUUACCUGACAGGAGUGACGAUACAGUAAAAUUUUAUCUUCAAGGGAAUAAAGAUUAAGGAAUGUUUAUAUACAUUAUACACAUAAACACUGAUAGACAUCAUGUUGGAAGGCUACAAAAUGUUGAGAGAUUGAGAAUUUUCUGUUGUUUAA
Molecule: messenger RNA, 2669 nt
Organism: Ricinus communis (castor bean)
Lineage: Eukaryota; Viridiplantae; Streptophyta; Magnoliopsida; Malpighiales; Euphorbiaceae
Product: peptidyl-prolyl cis-trans isomerase PASTICCINO1
Exons: 21
Coding region: 596-2452 (618 amino acids)
Molecular function (GO): protein binding; peptidyl-prolyl cis-trans isomerase activity
Source: RefSeq, a predicted model, not a curated record